Diachasma alloeum is the source of this 1623-nucleotide messenger RNA. Its product is annotated as pre-mRNA-splicing factor RBM22. Gene Ontology annotation, molecular function: metal ion binding; pre-mRNA binding; U6 snRNA binding. The record is from RefSeq and is a predicted model, not a curated record. Gene Ontology annotation, cellular component: Prp19 complex; U2-type catalytic step 2 spliceosome; U2-type catalytic step 1 spliceosome. NCBI's taxonomy places the organism in Eukaryota, Metazoa, Arthropoda, Insecta, Hymenoptera, Braconidae. The coding region runs from base 181 to 1419 and encodes 412 amino acids. The transcript has 3 exons.
AGCGCGACCCACUCCUCGCAUUUCUCAUUGUCAAUGACUGAAUCGUGUGUGCUCCGUGCAAUAAUAAUCAACCCCCAAAAUAUUGUCUCUUGUUCAGAUUUUUAGUAACAAAGUUGGCCUCUGUAAUAAUCUGCACUCCCUUUUUGAGAGUAAAAACCAUUCAAUAAUAAUACUAGCACCAUGGCUAUGUCAAAAACCACAAACACGUACAACAGGCAAAAUUGGGAGGACGCUGAAUUUCCUAUUCUCUGUCAGACGUGCCUCGGAGACAACCCUUACAUUCGAAUGACCAAAGAAAAAUACGGGAAAGAAUGUAAAAUCUGCAUGCGGCCGUUCACAGUGUUCCGUUGGUGUCCAGGAGCCCGUAUGCGUUUCAAGAAGACCGAGGUCUGUCAGACCUGCAGUCGCCUGAAGAACGUCUGCCAGACAUGCCUCCUGGACCUCGAGUACGGCCUCCCCAUUCAAGUGCGUGACGCCGCCCUCAAGAUAAAGGACGACAUACCCCGAUCGGACGUGAACAAAGAGUACUACGUCCAGAACAUUGACAAAGAGAUAGGUAAUAUUGACGCAACGAGUCCAGCAGGAGCAGUGGGAAAAUCAGCAGCAGCGUCAGACCUUCUGAUGAAGCUUGCGAGAACGAGUCCCUAUUACAAGAGAAAUCGUCCGCAUAUCUGUUCGUUCUGGGUUAAGGGGGAGUGCAAGCGAGGGGAGGAGUGUCCAUAUCGUCACGAGAAGCCAACGGAUCCGGACGAUCCGCUGGCCGAUCAAAAUAUCAAGGACCGUUACUAUGGCACUAACGAUCCAGUCGCUGAUAAAUUGAUGAGGAGAGCAGCAGCAAUGCCAAAGCUAGAUCCCCCUGAGGACAAAUCAAUCACAACUCUCUACAUUGGCAAUCUUGGUGACGUGCUGACUGAGAAACAACUGAGGGACCACUUCUAUCAGUAUGGGGAGAUCAGAUCUGUGACGAUGGUGCCACGACAGCAGUGUGCAUUCAUACAAUACACGCAGAGAAAUGCUGCUGAGGCUGCAGCUGAGAGAACCUUCAAUAAACUCAUCCUCGGGGGGAGGAGGCUGACCAUCAAGUGGGGGAGAUCUCAGGGCAGGCAGACGGUCUCUGCUGCUGAGGCAACCAGGGAGGUCCUCGAGCCUGUGCCUGGACUCCCUGGGGCUCUCCCACCCCCGCCGGAGACCAUGGGGAAUAAUUUCUUCAAUCUUCAGGCUACUUCUGGCAUGAUGCCACCCAUGAUGAUACCACCACCACCAGUGGCUCCUCAGUUUGCCAUGUUUCCGCCGCAGAUUGCUGCCACUGCUGCUGCACCCAUUUUUCCACCUGGCACUGCUCCCAUUCAUUAUCCCAGUCAGGAUCCUUCGAGAAUGGGCGCCAGCCAAGGCAUUGGGAAACCGUGGCCUGAAGAGUAAUUCCCGUGGUUUCGUGUUAUUGGUAUUUUUUAGGUAUUUUGGCUUUCUUUUUGAGAGUCUGUGAAAGAAAAUGUAUGGGUGAUUAUUAAAGAACAUAUUGAACAUUUUAGUGGACUUUUUGGAUUGAAUGAAUAGACAAUACUGUUACAUUGGCGAGUCGAAAUGUCUCGUAUGAACAACAGAAUAAAUUUUAUUGGACUUGGA